GGAUUUGAUGUUGCAAAUAAUUUUCUUAUAUAACAACCGCUACAAUAAAACAUUACAGUUAUAAACCGUAAAGCAUAAGGUUAACAAUCACUAAAAUGCAUACAACAACAACAAUCCUGGUAAUCGUGGCCCUAUUGACCAUCAGCACUUAUAUGGUGUCGGCCGAUCCAAUUCCUGAACCGGAGGCUAACGCCAUCCCAAACCCGGAACCUGAGGCCGAAGCCAUUGCUGAACCAGAAGCUAUUGCCGAACCCGAAGCCAUUGCCGAUCCCGAAGCCAUUGCUGAUCCCGAAGCCAUUGCCUAUCCCGAUCCCAUUCCCGAUCCCGAUCCCAUUCCCAAUAUCGCAGAAGAAAAUUUUGAUAUUUAA
Medioppia subpectinata is the source of this 368-nucleotide messenger RNA. The record is from the annotation of a GenBank genome assembly. NCBI's taxonomy places the organism in Eukaryota, Metazoa, Arthropoda, Arachnida, Sarcoptiformes, Oppiidae.